Messenger RNA from Penicillium bovifimosum, 651 nucleotides. RefSeq names its product glutathione S-transferase family protein. The record is from RefSeq and is a predicted model, not a curated record. Lineage: Eukaryota; Fungi; Ascomycota; Eurotiomycetes; Eurotiales; Aspergillaceae. Bases 1 to 651 code for a protein of 216 amino acids. The transcript has a single exon.
AUGUCUCUCAAACCCAUCACCGUCUACGGCCAUGCCAGCGGCCCCAACCCUUGGAAAGUCAUUAUUGUCCUGGAAGAGCUGAACAUUCCCUACACCCACAAGAUGGUCAACCCGCCCGACAUGAAGAAAGAGCCCUUCGAGUCCAUCAACCCCAACGGCCGCGUCCCCGCAAUCGAAGACCCAAACACAGACAUCACCCUCUGGGAAUCCGGCGCAAUCGUCGAAUACCUGGUCGAGACAUACGACAAGCAGAACUCCAUCAGCUUCGCCCCCGGCUCCAAGGACUACUACUUCGCCAAGCAGUGGCUGCAUUUCCAGAUGUCUGGCCAGGGUCCUUAUUUUGGCCAGGCGUUCUGGUUCAAUCACUACCACCCCGAGAAGGUGCAGAGCGCGAUUGACCGCUACAUCAAUGAAAUCCGCCGUGUCUCGGGCGUGCUGGAUCGUGCCCUCCAGGGAAAGCAGUAUCUUGUCGCUGAGAAGUACUCGUUUGUCGAUGCUGCUUUUGUACCAUGGUAUCUGCUUGCUGCAAAUUUCAAUCUCGAUCUGGAGAAUAAUUACCCCAACCUUGCUGGUUGGUUGAAGCGUUUGCAGGAGCGUCCUGCUGUUGCUAAGGCGAUUCAGGAUCGGGCCGAGGCUUGUGCGCAACAUUAA